AUGAACCUGUGCUUUGUCAGCAUUCUCCUCACUUUAGGUUUAGUCACUGUUGCGCUCAGUUUGUCGACAUGCAGCAUAUUGGACAUGGAACAAUUCAGGAAAAAGCGCAUCGAGGCUGUCCGGGGCCAGAUACUGAGCAAACUGAAACUCGCCAAUCCUCCAGAAGAUUUCCCCGAGCCCGAGGACGUGUCCAGGGACAUCGUGGCUAUUUACAACAGCACACGGGACCUAUUGCAGGAGAAGGCCAAUGAACGUGCAGCGACGUGCGAGCGACAGCGGAGUGAGGAGGAGUAUUAUGCCAAGGAGGUGCACAAGAUCGAAAUGCAGCCCAUAUACCACUCUGAGAAUGUUAUUUCUCCCACACUCUUCAACCCGUACUUCAGACGGCUAAUGUUUGAUGUGUCCUCCAUGGAGAAGAAUGCCUCCAACCUGGUGAAAGCUGAGCUAAGAAUAUUUCGUCUUCAAAAUCCUAGUGCACGAGUACCUGAGCAACGCAUUGAGCUAUACCAGAUUUUAGCACACAAAGCCCUGACAUCGCCAACUCAAAGAUACAUUGACAGCAGAGUGGUACGAACGCAAACAGAGGGCGAGUGGCUGACCUUUGAUGUAACAGAGGCAGUGAGUGAAUGGAUGAACCACAGAGACAGAAACAGUGGCUUCAAGCUCAGCCUUCAUUGCCCAUGCUGUACUUUUGUUCCAUCAAAUAACUACAUCAUUCCCAACAAGAGUGAGGAGCUGGAAGCACGGUUUGCAGGUAUUGAUGACAGCUUCAUCAACAGCGAUGAUCUAAAAGUAUUCAAGCGACUGCGCCACAGUACUCGGGCUCCACACCUUCUAAUCAUGCUGCUGCCUUCAUAUCGUUUGGAGUCUCCAUUUUACCACAAAUCGCAUCGAACAAAGAGAGCCUUGGAUGCAGCUUAUUGUUCUAGAAACGUUCAAGACAACUGCUGCUUAAGGACCCUCUACAUUGACUUUAAGAAAGACCUUGGCUGGAGGUGGAUUCACGAACCAAAGGGCUAUGAUGCCAACUUCUGCGCUGGAGCCUGUCCUUAUCUAUGGAGUGCUGACACACAACAUGCCAAGGUGUUAGGACUUUACAACACCAUUAACCCCGAUGCAUCAGCGUCACCCUGCUGUGUGUCCCAGGAUCUGGAACCCCUCACCAUCCUCUACUAUAUCGGCAAGGUGCCGAAAAUAGAACACCUCUCCAAUAUGAAGGUCAAAUCCUGCAAGUGCAGUUAG
This is a messenger RNA of Nerophis lumbriciformis (worm pipefish), 1242 nucleotides long. The record is from RefSeq and is a predicted model, not a curated record. NCBI's taxonomy places the organism in Eukaryota, Metazoa, Chordata, Actinopteri, Syngnathiformes, Syngnathidae.